Messenger RNA from Malus domestica (apple), 2568 nucleotides. RefSeq lists its product as uncharacterized. Lineage: Eukaryota; Viridiplantae; Streptophyta; Magnoliopsida; Rosales; Rosaceae. Gene Ontology annotation, molecular function: protein binding. The record is from RefSeq and is a predicted model, not a curated record.
AUCGCAACAACUCUCUAUCUCUGUCUCUCUCUCCCCCACCUUCAUCUCGCGGAAACUGAAAAAUUCUCCGCGCUGUACCCGUUUUUCAAAAGUUUCUCCACGAAACGUAGAAAAAAACCACAGCGAAACGUUUUCUUCUUCAACUAAUCAGCUGCCUGCACUGUGUGGAGCAGGGAUAGUUUACUUUUUGGUUAGGAAAUGAAGCGGAAGCGAAAGAACAAGAAAGGAAAGCCCAAAGGGUCUGUGGGGGGAGGAAAUGAGGCGGUUUCAAGUGGGGCUAUCGUAGAUUUGGAGGAUGGUACAAAUAUGGAUGAAGAUGGUAAUUACGAUAAUAAGUAUGAGUCUGGAAUGGAAGUUGAUACCCCUUCGUCUUCUGGAACUGAUCAGCAUAUCAAUCUUGCCAAUAUUAAUCCUGAUGGUUCAAUUGAUAGGGGGGUUGGGAAAUCAGUGGGAAGAGUUAAAGUGAAGCUUAAGACUUCGAGAACAAUGGAUUCUCAGCCUACUUCAUCAGAUGCAUACACACAAAGUGAUACAGAUAAAAGUGGCCAACAAGUUGGUUUGGAAAGACAAGGUCUGGUUUCUGAGAAAAUGGAGGAUAGUGACAAUUCAUUGCAUGAAGUAAACGUUGGUGCUUCUGUGAACGCAUCGAAGAAAACUGGGGGUAUAAAGAUUAAGUCAUCAAAGGUGUUGGGGUCUAGUGUCAAUCACAGUACUGAUCCUGUUUCUGCACGGACUAAGAGUCCACAUAAAAGAGAAUCAAAGAUGGCUGACCAAAGUUCUCGAUACAAUAAGCAAGAAUUAAAUACUGCACUGACGAUAAUAAAGAAGGUGAUGAAAAUGGAUGCUUCUGAACCCUUUAAUGUCCCUGUGAAUCCUGAAGCUUUGGGAAUACCUGAUUAUUUUGAUGUGAUAGAUACACCAAUGGAUUUUGGAACAAUAUGCAACAAUCUUGAACAGGGUGGCAAGUAUAAUAAUUCCGAGGAUGUUUUCAGAGAUGUUGAAUAUAUUUGGAACAAUUGUUAUAAGUAUAACAGUAAAGGUGACUACAUUUUGGAUCUUAUGAGGCGGGUGAAAAAGAAUUUCACUAAGUAUUGGACUGCAGCUGGGUUGUAUAAUGGACAACCAAGAGGAACUAAUGGUGUUGAAAGCCCUCAAGAGAUAAUGGCUCCAUCUGAUCAGGGAAAAGUACAUGUUAAAGGUGGCCAAUCAAAGCAGAAAACACGAAAAGGUCAUGGAAGGCAUCAUAAAGCGGAUUGCUUAUGUGCUAUCUGUGUUCUAAAGCGCCGUAGAAGGGAGCGUGAGGAGAAUGAUCAAAUUGCAAAGGGCCAUGGAGCUAGUGAUAAUAGUCUUGCUCAAGAACUCAAGCAAGAGGAAUCUUCACUUGCGGAAAGUCCGGGUGGGAAUUCAUCUUCGGAUAUGGAUGGAUCAUUGGAACCCAAUGCAGAUGUGGAGGUAGAAGAAAAAGGAGAGGAUGCGAAAAUGGGGGUAUCCAAGCAGCAGUAUGGUCCUUCAGGGGAGAAGCACGAGGAGGAGGAUGAUGAUGAUGAGGGGAAUGAGGAAGAAGAUAGUGACACAGAGAUGAAAGAUGAGGAUAAUGGUGAAGCACUAGAGCAGUUUGAGAAAUCAAGAGAAGAGCCUAAUAAACAAUUGCAACCAAUAACAGCAGAGGUUUCCGCAGAGUCCAAACAGAUGCAAACAAAGAUAAUACAUCGAUGCAGCAGGAGGAAGGACUUGUAGCAGAUAAACAACCUAAGUCGCAGGAAUCGCAAGAAAGGAGGCAUAAGAAAGUUAAAGCAUAUGAAAGUCUGCAAUUUGAGAAUCCCAUGCUUUUGGAUCUAUGUGGGACUCUCUUCCCUAACAAUAGUAAGUCUAUCUGGAGUGGACCCCAUUCGCUGGUUCAACAUCGCAGUUCUCGUACCAGUUCCAUUCACGCAGCUAUUAACAUGCUCAUGAAGUAGGUCCUAUCUUUUGGGCAUAUGAGGUAACUGAACAUAUCUCGGUACAUGCAUGCUUGUGUAAUCCAGUGUUUAGAUGUUACUGAUGCAUAAUGGAAAAUCGAGCAAUAGGAUGGAAACUCAGCUACAAAUGUUCUAGAUAGUAGUCUUCCAGUUCCAGUCAUUCUCUACUUUCUUUUUAAUUGUGUUUGGGAAGUAAUAGCUUGAGAUUUUCCGAUUGCAUACUGGUCAGUCUUGGUCGAAACCCAAGGACAAGCCAGAGACCUAAUACGUUAUUUACAAAUGAUGCAGCAGCAAGAGAUUCUAAAUUGGCUCUCUUAGGAGAAUAUGGAAAUCUUAUAUCCAUUGUAUGUAUAGUUAUCUGACAUCGUUUGGCACUCUAUGAAUGUGAGGCAAAACUCGUGCCUGUGGUUGUUUAAUCCUGUCGAAUUGUGGCGAGUGGUGCUAGUAAAGUCUUGAAGUAGAACCGGAUUUUUUUUAUUUUAGUUUCCGAGGAGAGGAGAUUCGAACUUUGGAUCUCUUUCAAUGACUAAUGUUGUGUAUGACUGGUGUACUAUUUUCAUAAUAAGUAUUUUUGUAAUGUGAAUGUUUGGAGUUGGCUGUCAGGGCUCAA